Drosophila santomea is the source of this 506-nucleotide messenger RNA. RefSeq lists its product as uncharacterized. The coding region runs from base 86 to 373 and encodes 95 amino acids. Lineage: Eukaryota; Metazoa; Arthropoda; Insecta; Diptera; Drosophilidae. The record is from RefSeq and is a predicted model, not a curated record. The transcript has a single exon.
GUAAGCAUUACUCACCAGAUAGAUUCCACAGAUUGGACUAUUUGCACCAAGCAUUUGCCCAGGAGUCUAAGAUUUGGAUGUGGUAAUGGCACGUUACCUCUACGCUGACCACAUUUUGGAGGUCUUCAACGUGUUCCAUCGACCACUCCACCUGGACGAGGUGGCCACCUAUGUGGCCGAGAUGGAGGCCAAGACCGUUGACGAGGUGCGCCUGGCGGUGGACAACACGCUCACCGCCGGCUGGAUGCACGGAUUCCUGGCCACGGAGGAGGGCCUCUUUACGCUGAUCUGCGGCUACUGGGAUGAAACCCAGCCGAUUGGUGGCAGGAAGGGGAAACACCACACUGCGCAAGCCAUGCUAAGGAGUUCUUAGUGCAUCUUUUGGAGCUGGAGCUGGAGUUGGAGCUGGAAUCUUGUCGGUCUGGCAUGGGAUGUUGGGAAAAACGAGGGGCAUCCACAAAACUGGGCGCAAAAUUGUUCUGCAAAUAAAGUGUAAUGCCACAAAU